This is a messenger RNA of Aspergillus sclerotioniger CBS 115572, 633 nucleotides long. RefSeq lists its product as uncharacterized. The coding region runs from base 1 to 633 and encodes 210 amino acids. The record is from RefSeq and is a predicted model, not a curated record. The transcript has 4 exons. Lineage: Eukaryota; Fungi; Ascomycota; Eurotiomycetes; Eurotiales; Aspergillaceae.
AUGUCUGAAACCACGAUGCCUGCAGACAGCGAGAGCCAGGAGGUGUAUUCACCUCACGGACUUGUUCCAUGCUCCCUAUCGCGACUGGGAUCACCUGUUAAAGAUGCUGUGAUUAUCAUCCUGGCCCAAUCAUACUCGCAGCCGGUUUCGGUGGGAUGCGUGACGGCACGGGAAAGGUCUAUGGUUCAGGAGGCGGCUGUCAUGCAGAAGAUCGUGGAGAGCGGUUGCCCAGCUCCGACCAACGGAGUAACAAUCCAGAGGGCAGCACCACCGCCCAUCCAUAUCUCUUUAGCUUACCAGGCCUGGCAGUUACCGCAGCCACUGACCGGAUCACAAUGUCACAGCACAACCAGCAUCUUCCCCCGAUGGAAUGACCAACACCACCUGGGCUACAUAAGAAGCACCUAUAAGUGCUUCCAGAGCGUGCUGAAAGGGCCAGACAACGCAGACUUUAUGCAAAUAUACCGUACACUCCUGUUAUACACCUUGGGUCUGUAUCUUAUAAUACAGAACAAGAAGACAGCACGCGUCCUACAGCUGUUAAUAAGUAAAGAAGAGAUCAUAAAGCCAGCAGUUUCUGUAGUCUCUCUACUCUUAGACAACAGACCUUCCCAGGUCAUGCAGCUACCAUAA